Molecule: messenger RNA, 309 nt
Organism: Rotaria sp. Silwood2
Lineage: Eukaryota; Metazoa; Rotifera; Eurotatoria; Philodinida; Philodinidae
Source: the annotation of a GenBank genome assembly
AUGUUAAAUAAUUCUCAAUUACCAUUAUCAUCAUCAACAAAUAAUCUACAAUCAUUGACAACAUCAGAUAAUGUACCUCAACGAGUUACAUCACCAAAUUUGAUUCCGAUUAUACCAUCAUCAGAUACAAAUCAAUUAAAUUCUACGUUGUCCACAGCAUCUUCUUUGACAACAAUAACAACGGAUAAUAAUGAAAACAUUAUGCAACAAUCAUCAUCAUUAAAAACUAAAAGACAAAUGAAAAAACGUCAAAUAAUUGAAUCUUCACAUAACUUAAGAGAAUCAGCAAAAAGAACGAGAAGGAGAUAA